Messenger RNA from Blastomyces dermatitidis ER-3, 1960 nucleotides. RefSeq lists its product as hypothetical. The coding region runs from base 1 to 531 and encodes 176 amino acids. The transcript has 3 exons. NCBI's taxonomy places the organism in Eukaryota, Fungi, Ascomycota, Eurotiomycetes, Onygenales, Ajellomycetaceae. The record is from RefSeq and is a predicted model, not a curated record.
AUGGAAACAGGCUGUUUGAGAAGGGCGGAAAGAUCCCACAAUGACUGGGGUGUCCGCCAGUUCAACCCUGGAAACCUUUCCAGCGUCCGAGAGAAAGCCGGCAGCCUAGGAAGCCUCCAUCAAACUCUGGCUCUGAGCAUUCAAGCUCGUAAUUCCGUUAAAUAUUGCUUCGUGAAGUUGACUACCCGAGUUCCAUGCCGCUGGAGCCUUGCCGUCUGUGCAAGUUGCCUCGUUCUGCUUAUCCAACACAAUAUCAUUUUGUGUGUGGACUAUGAACCUAGAAUUUCCAGUACACACAGCUUAAUCCCAGGGGUAUAUAUGUCGUCAAGCUCCUACAUGAUCGGCAUUCCUGGCGGCGACCAACAUUGGUGCUGCAUGCUAGGCUGGAGCUAUCCCAGCCUGAUUCCCCAGGCCCCGGUUUUCGCUUGCAUGGGCUCCGCAUUUCCGGGAUCUAAACUGCCAAUGCUUCCGGUGCAGGAUAAUGGUAUUCAGGAGACCUCUGCAAACAAGGGAACUUUAUGCGGGCCUUGAGUCUAAUAUAAACUCACAGUCAUGGUUCUCAGCGCUUGGAAGAAAAUACCGUUCAAACACACAAAUUCCAAGGCUGAUCUCCCAGAGAGAACCAGAUGAUAUCAUACCUAUCCUAUCAAUUCCAUUCUGCAGGAGUACUGGUUAUCAGACUGAAUGAAGCAGAUGAAGUGAAAGUAAGAGGACCUUUUGAGAACACUUUCAAAUAUUGGGGCUUUGGAGGUCUAUCUUGGUUUGAGUGAGGGCAGUUUUUGACAAAUAUGAUCAUGAAAAGGAAGGCUUGUUUGUGAUAAUGGCUUUUCCUGACACACUACAACUUGCUCUGGGUAAAUCUGUCUUGAAAUGCUGGGCCGGACGGUGCGUUGACGUGGGAGAGAUUUACUUUGGAGGUUGAGCAAACCAAGGUGAACGCCGCUGUGAAGGCGAAAGAAAGGACCGCAAGAGAUCUGGGUUGGUGGCAUGACAGCCAGUACGUCUAAAUUCACUCCUGGCCAUCCAUUGUGAGAGAUCUGUUUGUGAAUCAGAAAAUGCCUUGCUCCGCAUUCAACAACCCCCCUCCUCCGGGGACAUAGUUUUAAAAUUGGAAUACUGGAUACCCGUCAAUGCCAUACUAGAGAAGCAUCGUGAAUGGCGAAAUACAAAAAAUGAAGGUCGAUGACCAUGGAUGGGGACAAGCACAAAUUCGCUCUCCUACAAGCUGAAUAUUUAGGAUGGAAGAGCCAUGAAAUAUGGCUCCCAUCAGAUAGUGCAGUUUGCUAUUUUGUGGCUUCUUUACAGAGGAAACCCACGGAGUGGAGUAGCUUUUAUGGUGAUGAGCCGGCCUGAAACUUGCAGAAGAGUCCCUUUAACCAGCAGCAGAGUGACACUGGGUCCUUUAUGAUCUCUAGGACGAGACAUCAAACAGAAAUAAGAAUUAUUGGUGAGAAGGGUGGUGAUAAUUGACAUGGUCGUCCGCCCACUAAAUACUCUACUACAUCAUACAAGAUCUGCACCAGGCUCGUAGCGCUGCCUAUCCCGCCUACCCCGCGGAUCCUAUCUUAAAUAUCCCCCCAGGGACAAUCCAACAGAGAAUCUACGGCAGCGUGGAAAGAAGGAGGCCUCGUUGUCUGAACCAUUUAUCUCAAGGUAAGGAGACAGAUCACAAAUUCUUCUGCGAAUGCCACGUGCUAUCUGCUGUUUCAUACGUAGAAAUUGCACUGGAGUUCCAUGUCUCUUCUCGGCAGCCCGAGCUUCGGAGAAUCAUAAUUACUACAUAGCCGACACCUGUCCAACGUCCCGAUUAACUUAGAUAACAGGUCCACAGCAUACGCUCUCCAUGCAUCCGUCCCGCCCCUCACAGUAAUUGCUAGUAAACACUCUAUUGUUCAAUUAUGGAGCAAAGCUUUACAUCUGCAAGUUCUGUCAAUAGCAAACUUUGUGCCUGUGAGCUUGG